GGAGCGAAGCCCGAGGGGCUCUAGGGCCACGCCCCGGCUGCGGGCUUAGCGCGCGGGGAGACCAUGUCCGGAGGCAGCAGCUGCAGCCAGACCCCGAGCCGGGCCAUCCCCACCACUCGGAGGGUGGUCCUCGCCGACGGCGUGCAGCUGCCCCCCGGGGACUACAGCACCACUCCCGGCGGCACGCUUUUCAGCACCACCCCCGGAGGUACCAGGAUCAUCUAUGACCGGAAGUUCCUGAUGGAGUGUCGGAACUCACCUGUGACCAAGACGCCCCCGCGGGACCUGCCCACCAUUCCUGGGGUCACUAGCCCUACAGGCGAUGAGCCCCCCACGGAAGCCAGCCAGAAUCACCUGCGCAGCAGCCCCGAGGACAAGCCAGUGGGCGGUGAAGAGUCACAGUUUGAGAUGGACAUUUAAAGGUCCAGCCAUCGGAGUGAGCCAUGCCUUCGGGCCCCAGCAGCCCCUCUUGGGAGAAGUCACACCAGCCAGGCCUUAUGCAAGCAACCAUCCUGGGCAGGCGGUAGGCGUGGGGCCGGCCACCCCAGCCCCCUGCUCCCCCACUCAGGGCCCCUGCUCCCCCUUCUUCUUCGUGGACACCAGCCUCCAUCCCCGCAGGAGCUAGCACCUGGAGGGCAGUGACCUCGGGCGCAUCCCGCAGCCCAUGGCCGGCAAGUGGGCACGGAGGAGGCCUUCUGAACGGUCCUCCGGCUCUCCCGGUCCCCUCCUCUGGGGGAGCACCCACGCCCCCCCCACCUCCUUAGAUUGGUGUGUGGGGAAACUCCCCACCCCUUCCCUUCCUGAGAAAGGAAAUAAAAGCCACCUUUGCCCUAGGGCCAAGA
Messenger RNA from Odocoileus virginianus texanus, 842 nucleotides. It is a transcript of the gene EIF4EBP1, whose product is annotated as eukaryotic translation initiation factor 4E binding protein 1. The record is from RefSeq and is a predicted model, not a curated record. Gene Ontology annotation, biological process: negative regulation of translational initiation. Lineage: Eukaryota; Metazoa; Chordata; Mammalia; Artiodactyla; Cervidae. Gene Ontology annotation, molecular function: eukaryotic initiation factor 4E binding. Gene Ontology annotation, cellular component: cytoplasm.